Molecule: messenger RNA, 964 nt
Organism: Hibiscus syriacus
Lineage: Eukaryota; Viridiplantae; Streptophyta; Magnoliopsida; Malvales; Malvaceae
Product: sphinganine C4-monooxygenase 1-like
Exons: 2
Coding region: 33-809 (258 amino acids)
Biological process (GO): lipid biosynthetic process
Molecular function (GO): iron ion binding; oxidoreductase activity
Source: RefSeq, a predicted model, not a curated record
AACUCAACAGUUGAAAGGGCAAUUAAGUUGGGAUGGCUUUGGUAACGUCAGAGGAAUUGUUGGCAACUCUGGUGCCGAUCGCCGUUUAUUGGAUAUAUUCAUUGAUGUAUGUGAUGUUCGAGUCGUGGUUCGAGAAAUACAAGUUGCACUCCCAGAAAGAAGGGGAAGAGAAGAAUUUGGUGUCCAGAAAAACAGUCGUGAAAGCCGUUCUUAUCCAUCAAACCAUGCAAAUUGCUAUUAAUCUCUUCAUGUUUGCGGCUACAAGAGAACAGCAGGGUGAGGCAUCUCACAUGAAACCUUCAACCUUCCUUGUUUUAGCUAAGCAAGUGAUUAUAGCAAUGGUGUUUAUAUAUACAUGGGCGUUUUUCGUGCAUUGGUACUUGCAUCAGAACAAGUUCUUGUACCGACACGUUCAUGUUCCGCAUCACCGGCUGGUUGUUCCGUAUUCGUUCGGAGCACAGUAUAUGCAUCCGAUAGAGGGACUGUUCGACAUCAUGGGUGGGACAUUAGCUAUACUCCUGUCCGGCAUGUCUCCUCGAACCAGCAUGUUUUUCAUAUCUGUUGCGAUCGUUAAAUUAGUGGAUGAUCAUUGCGGGAUGAAGCUUCCGGGGAACCCUUUUUACCUCUUCAACAACAAUUCUGCAUACUAUGAUAUCCACCAUCAGCUUUAUGGUGCCAAAUACAACUUCUCUGUCUACUUUGUCAUAUGGGAUAAACUUCUGGGAACCUAUAUGCCUUAUUCACUUGAGAAGAAUCCUCAAGGAAGACUUGAAGUACGACGUGGUGAUCGAGAGCAAAAACAUGAUUGAUUGGCUAAUUAUAAUUAGCCAAUUAUGAUGAAUGAUCGUUUAGUUUUUAUACGUAUCAAUACAUGUAUUAUGUAUACUACUAUGCUUCACUGGGAAUAAAGGUAAUUCUGGUGUGAAACUAAAUAUUAUAAAUAAAAGUUGAAGCUUGUAUGCUU